GUCAUUUUUGGGAUUUAUUAAAACAACAAUAUAUUGUCGGGCUAACGGAUCCUAAAUUUCACAGUUGUUUUCAUACCAAAUUCCGUAAUGUUUGAGGUUGAACAAAGUCCGUUGCCCCAGAGGGAAACUAAACCGGAUCCGAAGGCAGAUGGAAUCAGUGAAUGUGUGCGUUCUCUGGACACCCAAGCAUCCGUUUACAAUGCAACGGAAUCUACGGAGCCGGCUUUGAGUCCUGCGGAUCUGCCUGCCGGAACCCGAAAGGCCUUUCUCCGACACAUGAUCAGCCAAUUGCCGGAAUCCGUACAGAAUCGAAUUAAAGUACUUAAACAAAAUCAGCUGCAACAGGUGCGUAUUUCGGAGAAGUUUUUUCGAGAGGUCUACGAUCUGGAACGGCGAUACUACAGUCAGAGUUGCGUCCUUUUCGAUACGAGGAGAGAUAUUUUGGAUGGUGUGGUGGAGCCACCCGUCCAAACAGAAAGCUCUUGGCCCGAGGAACCGCAGGAUACGUUGCCCCUGGACUUUGAGAACAACGAAGAGCUGCGUCAAUUAAAAUUGAAAUUGACGCCAAUAGUGCCAGAUUCUUUGGGUAUUCCACGCUUUUGGUUGACCGUCUUCCAGAAUGUUCCCCUGCUUUCGGAACUGGUUCACGAUCAUGAUGAACCGUUGCUGGAGUGCCUGAUGGAUGUGCGACUGGCAUACGAUCAGGAUAGCUAUACGGUUAUCUUCCAGUUUCGACCUAACGGCUUUCUGCACGACUCUUCGCUGCUGCUGACGAAGCGCUAUUUCCUGCAGCACUUGGCGGACCAGGACUAUCCUUUCUUGUUCGAGGGCCCGGAAAUAGUGCGAUGCGAGGGUUGCCACAUCCACUGGCGCGAUGGUUCCAAUCUGACUCUCCAAACGGUAGUGAGCCGACGAAGGAACAGAGCCCGCAGUGUCACUAAGGUGAUGCCUCGUGAAUCUUUCUUUCGUUUCUUUGCUCCGCCGCAGGCUUUGGAUUUGUCCCUUGCAGAUGAGAAAACCAAGCUGAUUCUUGGUAACGACUUUGAAGUGGGUUUCCUGCUGCGUACGCAAAUCGUCCCAAAAGCAAUUCUCUUCUAUACAGGCGAUCUGGUGGAGAGCCUGAACGAACCGGAUGCUCGCUCCUUGUCCUCCGAAGUGGAGCUGAGGCAGGUUUUGUGAAUGCAACAAGUCUUACCAUAAACCACUUGUUUACAUGAUUGUGGUUAGGUUAAAUAGUUAUCAUCUAUGAUCAACAAUAUUCUAUGGUUUGGGCAAAACCUAUACAAAUAUAAGAUAGUAUACUUACGAUUUUAAAUCAUGAAUAUAAAGUGACUUU
Messenger RNA from Drosophila ficusphila, 1336 nucleotides. RefSeq names its product nucleosome assembly protein 1-like 4. The transcript is spliced from 2 exons. The record is from RefSeq and is a predicted model, not a curated record. Gene Ontology annotation, molecular function: chromatin binding; histone binding. Bases 88 to 1179 code for a protein of 363 amino acids. NCBI's taxonomy places the organism in Eukaryota, Metazoa, Arthropoda, Insecta, Diptera, Drosophilidae. Gene Ontology annotation, cellular component: nucleus; chromatin. Gene Ontology annotation, biological process: nucleosome assembly.